Messenger RNA from Cantharellus anzutake, 902 nucleotides. Its product is annotated as Alpha/Beta hydrolase protein. The coding region runs from base 31 to 786 and encodes 251 amino acids. The record is from RefSeq and is a predicted model, not a curated record. The transcript has 3 exons. Lineage: Eukaryota; Fungi; Basidiomycota; Agaricomycetes; Cantharellales; Hydnaceae.
CGUCAACCCGGCGAGCUAAGCAUAAGGUUGAUGGCCCAGGACGCCAUCGCCCUCAUCGAGCAUCUUGGUUACGAAGACAUCGAUAUCCUAGGAUGGUCCAUGGGAGGCGCAGUUGCACAACAACUUUUGAUCAUCCUUGCGUCUGCCGAGGAUUCAGAAAGCCUGGGGGAGAAUCAUAGAGCUGCAGCUCCCUUUAGAGUUCAUCAUGCUAUUUUGACGGCUACUCUUGCAAAAACUCCCCACGUGGAACCAGUGUUUGGGGAGUGGUUCACGAGUUUCGUUAGCACGUACUCUCCACUACUAUUAGCGAAAGGCGAGCCCGAUGAAGGGAAGGGAGAAGCAAAGAUGAGCGAUGAGCAGAAGAGAGACAUAAUGAAAUGCGCCGUAGAGUGCUUUUUUGAUCCCGAAUUCCUCAAGACUGAGAAGGGGAGGAAGGUAUUCGGUGCCCAUAUGGAUGCCGUUGCCUACAAGCGGCCCAUUGCCCAGAUUGUUCGCCAGGCCCUUGCAGUCCUUAGCCUCGACCUCAGACCUGAACUUCACCUUAUCAAACCUUCCACGAAGGUGCUCAUUAUUCAUGGAACAAAGGAUGAAAUCAUCACACCAUGGCAUGAGGGGAAAGACGUGGCAGACCAUAUCAGACAUGCACAAUGGCUACCCAUCGACCCUGACGGGAAGGUAGAAGGGAGCGCUCCAUCGGAAGAGUUCGGACAUGCUUGGUGGCACUAUUUUGAGAUAGAGGUGUGGGUUGGGGUUGUGCAGACGUUUACGAAGGACGGCGAGAAGUAAGAAAGUCGAUGCAAUCCUCACAAGCGAUUACGCAGUAAGGGGCAGUUUUUGUUAGUCACUCUCGGAGGUGCAACAAUAUAAGUAAGCUCGGACUGGUAGGACGCAGAGUCACGCAU